AUGCUGCUAGGCCCAGUAGCCCGGCAUCCCAGCAGCUCAGCGGGUGCAGCACGACACCCCACGCCAUUCCCCCGCUCUAUCCACCCUCUCUCAAGCUUUUCCCAGUUACGCGGCCAAGCGUCGGCACAGCGCACACGGCAUGUUGCGCACUCUCCCCCGGCUUCUGCCCAAGCCAGCAUCCUACGCGCGGCCCACGACUCUGCGCGGCAGCACGGGACUCACUCCCCGGUCUCUGCUGCCGCUGCUCCAGCAUCCGAACCAGAGUACAGCCCCACAGCAGCCCCCACGCCCCGUCCUCCCGACACCCUCAGGCUGGUCAAGCACGCUGCACGCGGCACCCGCCGCCUACCCCCGCUCUCUCGCAAGUGCGAUCGGCACCAACGCGCGCGACAGCCAUCCGUUUGCCACCCCGGCUUCUCGGCAGGAACGGGUAAUGCUCAACCGGUGAAAGAAAGCAAGGAGGAGAGGAACAAGCGCCUCGCAUCAGAGAAAAACCGCUGCAUUGCGGCCCGGCACGACUCCCCCGUGUGGCCCCUCGACACGGCGCUCAAGGCCGAGCACCACCCGCUCUGGAUCGCAGCGGAACGCUGGGUCAACAGCACUCAGGCGCCAGACGGCCUGACGAUAAUAACAACCCAUGCGUGCGGCUUUUCGAAGGAAUCCUGGCGGCCCGUCUUUGCCAAGCUCUUCCCCUUGCUCGAGGGUGCGGAGGGAAAGCAGUUUGGCACGGGCGAGCCAUUGGCCGGAGACGCACCGCACAUCAACGAAAUCUGGUUCCUCGAGGAUACGAAUCAUGGUGUUUCUGUCGACCUCAACAAGGGGAGGCUCGGGGACGCGCUCUGCUGGGACGACAGCGCGCGGGAGUUGAUCAACUUUGUCGAAAACGUGCUGCCCGCCGUUGGGGACGAGGCGGACGAGGCGGGGUUCCAGCUCCCCUUUGAACUCGGGGGCAAGUCGGCGCAGCAGGCGGGCAAGACGCCCGCCGAGGGUCUGAAGAGAAAGGUAGUCGGCAUCGGACACAGUUAUGGCGGCAACGCGCUCGCGCAGGCUGCAGCCUCGCGCCCGGACCUGUUCGAAGCCAUCCUCCUCGUGGAGCCCAUGACGGUGCCGUCGCUCGUGAAUGCGGGCGAGUCAGGCUCCCCAUUGACGAUGGGUGCGCUGAAGCGGCGCUCCGAGUGGCCCUCCCUCGCCGAAGCGGGGAAUGUCCGGUCCAACGCGCUCUUCAGUCGUUGGGAAGAAGAGCAGUUCAGUAUCUGGCUGAGCCACUACCUCGUGCCCUCCCCUAGCGGCGGGAUGGAGUUGGCCACGCCGACGUGGGCCGAGGCGCAGACGUUCUCAGAACCCGAUGCGCCCAUGAGGGGGUGGGAGUGUUUGCCCGACCUCAGUAUGCCCGUCGGGUUCCUGAUGGCCGGGGACGAGACUUGGAUGACUGGCGAGGAGGUCGCGCAGGAACUGGUGUGGAGGCCAAAGAGAAGUAGGAAUGAGCGGAUCCUUGACGCGAGUCACCUCGUUAUUCAGGAGAAGCCGGCCGAGACGGCUGCGAGCAUUGGGCGGUUCCUGCGCACGCUUCCCAGUUGGGAUGAGCGGCCGCAGAAGUAG
Molecule: messenger RNA, 1599 nt
Organism: Trichosporon asahii var. asahii CBS 2479
Lineage: Eukaryota; Fungi; Basidiomycota; Tremellomycetes; Trichosporonales; Trichosporonaceae
Exons: 2
Coding region: 1-1599 (532 amino acids)
Source: RefSeq, a predicted model, not a curated record